CAUUAAAAAAAGCUACAAAAAAUUAUUUACCUACUCAGUAGUUGAUUAGAUAGCUUAGAGUAAAUAUCGUCGAACGAACAUCAACAUGGACUUCUAUUACCAUCCCCUAUCUGCUCCCUGCCGUGCAGUUAUAAUGACCGCUAAAGCUUUAAACAUUGAAUUGAAUAAAAAAUUUCUAGAUCUUCUUAAUGCUGGGGAGCACCUUAAGCCCCAAUUUUUGCAAAUCAAUCCCCAACACUGCGUACCCACUUUGGUUGAUGGCGAUUUGAAAUUGUGGGAAUCUCGUGCCAUUAUGGUAUAUUUGGUGGAGAAAUAUGGCAAAGAUGACGAUCCUUUAUAUCCCAAAUGUCCUAAGAAGAGGGCUUUAGUCAAUCAACGUCUCUAUUUUGAUAUGGGCACCUUGUAUACGGCAUUUGGUGCAUAUUUCUAUUCACAAAUCUAUGGCAAGAAACCUGCCGAUGCAGAAUUGCUGAAAAAAGUUGAAAAUGCUUUGGAAUUUUUAAAUAUUUUCUUGGCGGAAUCGAAAUAUGUUGCUGGUGAUACCAUGACCUUGGCUGAUUUGUCCAUUCUGGCCACUGCUGUAACCAUGGAAGUUGCUAGUAUUGACUUGAGUAAAUUUGAACAUGUCAAUAGGUGGUAUAAGGAGCUAAGAGAUACUGCACCAGCAGCUGAAGAAAAUGUAGCUGGUAGUUUGGGGUAUAAGAAAUUUAUGUAAUUAUUAAAAUUAAUAAUGAUUUGGCAAUAAAUGUAUAGAUAAUUA
Messenger RNA from Stomoxys calcitrans (stable fly), 760 nucleotides. Its product is annotated as glutathione S-transferase 2-like. The record is from RefSeq and is a predicted model, not a curated record. The transcript is spliced from 2 exons. Bases 86 to 715 code for a protein of 209 amino acids. Gene Ontology annotation, molecular function: glutathione transferase activity. Gene Ontology annotation, biological process: glutathione metabolic process. NCBI's taxonomy places the organism in Eukaryota, Metazoa, Arthropoda, Insecta, Diptera, Muscidae.